AUUAAUGUUUGAAUGUUGUAAAAUUGCGAAAUGUCCAAAAUGCUUUGACGUGUACUCGUAUUCUCAGAUUUUGGAAAUAAACGCGAUUAUUAUGUAUUUGAUAUGUUAAAUAUCUAGGGAGUAAGUGUAAACAACGGGAUACAUCAAUAUAACAAAAUGGAUUUCUUUAAAAGUGGGUUGAAGACUGUUUUAGGAGCGCCGGAACCCGGCCAACUGCCUUCUGGAGCUGAAACAGUGGAACGUCUCGUGGACCGAGUCAACAACUCAACGCUUCUUGAGGAUCGACGAGAUGCCUGCCGUGCCUUGAAAGCUAUGUCUCGAAAGUACCGGGUUGAGGUUGGUGCUCAGGGCAUUGAUACAUUGAAGCAGGUGUUAGAACUUGAUAGAGCUGAUAAUGAAACAAUAAACUAUGCCCUAGACACCCUUAAUAACAUUAUGUCACCAUCACAAUUUGAGGAAGAGGAAGAUAAUCCUCACGUUCCUAUGAAUAUUGGAGAGCAGUUCACUGAGAUGUUCAUAAAAGACCCGCACAAUAUUCAGCUGGUGCUAGAUCUCUUAGACGAGUAUGAUUUUAGAGUUCGACUGUCAGCCGUUCAAUUACUAACCUCCCUACUUACAAAUAGGACUAAGGACAUUCAGGAAAUAAUUCUAGUCAAACCUAUGGGUGUCUCCAAAAUGAUGGAUUUACUUGGAGACACUAGAGAAGUUAUUCGUAACGAAACUCUCCUUCUACUAAUAAAAUUGACUAAAGGCAAUGCGAAUAUACAAAAAAUCGUCGCUUUCGAAAACGCAUUCGAUCGGUUAUUCGAAAUAGUUUCGAGCGAAGGCUAUUCUGAUGGAGGGAUCAUUGUUGAAGAUUGUUUAUUGCUUAUGUUGAACUUAUUGAAGAAUAACAGUAGUAAUAUAAACUUUUUCAAAGAGGGCAGUUACAUACAAAAGACCUUGCCAAUGUUUAACACGCCCGAUGAUUCUGAAGACGUAGGUUGGUCACCUCAAAAAGUAUCGAACGUUCAUUGCAUGUUACAAAUAGUGAGAACGCUGGUGUCCCCCAGUAAUUCAGCACAGAUUAUAUCGAGUUGUCAGAAAAUUAUGAAAAAUGUUGGUUUGCUGGAUGCUCUGUGCAAUAUUCUGAUGGCGAGUGGGGUCCCAGCAGAUAUUCUAACGGAGACGAUAAAUACCGUCGGGGAAGUGGUGAGAGGUGAUCUAGCCAAUCAGGACUUUAUUGGCAAUGUAAUGGCGCCGUCGAAUCCGCCGCGACCCGCCAUUGUGGUUCUGCUUAUGUCGAUGGUGAAUGAAAAGCAACCAUUUGCCCUGAGGUGUGCAGUACUCUACUGCUUCCAGUGCUAUCUUUACCACAAUGAGAUGAGCCAAGCAUCCCUGGUACAGACCCUGUUACCAUCGUCCACAGACGUCUCCAGCCUCACUAGUGGUCAAUUACUCUGUGGCGGACUCUUCUCCUCCGAUGUUCUAUCUAAUUGGUUCUCUGCUGUCGCUCUAAUGCAUUCGUUAAUAGAUAAUCCUGGGCAAAAGGAGCAAUUACUUAGAGUACUGUUGGCAACUAAUGUUGGGAGCACGCCGGUGUCUCUGCUGCAUCAGUGCACUGUGCUGCUGCAGCAGACUACGAAGUUACAGUCUAAGGUAGCACUGCUGAUGCUGCUCUCCCAGUGGAUGAGCCACUGUCCGGGCGCGGUGAGCGCGUUCCUGCAGGUGCCCGGCGGAGUGGGCUACCUCGUCAACCAGACCUGCUCCAACGAGCACGACGACAACGAGUAUCUCUUACAGGGUCUUUCUGCAUUCCUGCUGGCCAUCUGCAUUCACUUCAACGACGACUCCGUGGAGAGUUACUCGCAGGAAUCCCUCAAGCAGCUGCUGACCAAGAGGAUAGGAGUGGAGACUUUCACGGCCAAACUCAGCGAGGUGUCCAAGCAUGAGCUAUACAACAAGGCAGCGAAGCACCCUCAGCUCAGAGUCAAGAUACCGGCAGAAAUAUUGAUUGAUUACGAGUUCUGUAGAUUGUUUAAGGUUUUGGAAAAUGUGUUGAUCCAGAGCGUGUCCCAGAAGCAGGAGAACGGUCCGGGAGAAGCAGUCGCGGCGGAGGACAACCUGGAGCAGUACAAGUCGCUAAUCCGGCAGCAGGACGCGCGCCUGCAGGAGCUCGUACAGCAGCUCGAGGCGCUUGUGCAGCAGAACCACCAGCUGCAGGGCGCCCUCAACGACUCGAUAGCGUCGAAUUCGCUCCUAAAAGACGAGAACACGCUGCUCAAAGCGCAAGUUUCCGCCAAGCUCCCGAACCAGUUGCCGAUCGAGCAAGCGAGCCAGUCCAGCCAGGCCACUCCGGGACAAACCCAUCAGUCCAGCCAAGCGAACCACGUUAUGCCAAACCAAGAUGUUCUGGUGGAAUAUGAGGGUAGAAUACAAGUUCUGAAUGCUGAAGUGAGCAGACUGACUGCCGCAUUGAAAAGCGCUGAAGAUGGAAAGGGAAAUGCUGAACAGGAAUUGGAGAAGAUGAGGAAAGAUCAAGAUGACUUGCUAGAACUGCUCGCUGAUCAGGAUCUAAAAAUAAACGAAUAUAAAAUGCGAUUGAUGUCAUUGGGCCAAAAAGUAGAAGAUGAAGCCGCAGACACUGAACUUAAUCUGACUUAGAACUGCCCAAAACUUGUAUUUAAUUAUAAGGUUUAUCGUUUUCGUUAGAUAAUUAUUUUAUGAUUCACUAUGUAUAAAAAAUAAUGUUUUAAUAUAUGUUGUAUUUAUUAAA
This is a messenger RNA of Zerene cesonia (dogface butterfly), 2755 nucleotides long. RefSeq names its product general vesicular transport factor p115 (gene p115). Gene Ontology annotation, biological process: intracellular protein transport; transcytosis; vesicle fusion with Golgi apparatus. Gene Ontology annotation, cellular component: endoplasmic reticulum; Golgi stack; Golgi membrane. The transcript is spliced from 9 exons. The record is from RefSeq and is a predicted model, not a curated record. Bases 157 to 2643 code for a protein of 828 amino acids. Lineage: Eukaryota; Metazoa; Arthropoda; Insecta; Lepidoptera; Pieridae.